This is a messenger RNA of Coturnix japonica (Japanese quail), 5510 nucleotides long. It is a transcript of the gene ARMC2, whose product is annotated as armadillo repeat containing 2. Gene Ontology annotation, biological process: sperm axoneme assembly; cilium organization. Gene Ontology annotation, molecular function: protein binding. Lineage: Eukaryota; Metazoa; Chordata; Aves; Galliformes; Phasianidae. The record is from RefSeq and is a predicted model, not a curated record.
GAACUAUUUAAUACCUACAGCUGCCUAAAUUUUAGUAACAGCUACUUACAAUAGUAGAAUGAAUAUUUUCCCAAUUCCAUCUAUGUAUCUUUUUGCAGCUACAAAAACUUGUAAGUGGAAGGACUGUACUCAUGGUAUGGUGAUGAAUUUGAUUACUUUUUAGCAUUUCACUCUCUUUGUUAAGGAUGCUGUUAGAGUGAUUUUUACCCUUGCAGUCAGUUUUACUACUUUGCCAGUCUUAUAUUUAAUUUCUAUUUCAGAAAAGCACAGCUUCCCUGGAGAUGAUCCCUAAGCCUGAGACAACAUUGCUUGUCUAUUUCUACCCUAUAUGAAUUUUCAAGUUCUAAUCUCCCUACUCUGGGCAGCCACAUCAUUCUUCCUGCAGGAAACACUGGACCGAGAUUCACGGCCUUGUUCACACUUCCCCAUGUCUUACCUUUUUUCCCACUUAGCUUGGUGUCAGCAAAAUCAAAGAAAAUCUCUGAAUAAUUGUCAUUGAUACAUUUUGUUUUCUGUUCCUAUGCUAUUUGCAAAAUGAUUGUCACUGCAGUACAUGGUCUUUAGUCAAAAAGCUCUGCAGAUAAAAGUUUCAUUUAUUGCACACCGACUGAAGCUUAUACCUAUCUCAGCUGCAUUUAACGCAACAUUUGUGUUGCUAAUUAAUCUGAGAAGAGCGAAGGCAAGCUCAUUUUUUUUCCUGAAAGACUGUAAAUGGCCUUUUGUUAUCAUUUAGCAGGGAAUGACCUCCUGCAAGCUCUGUUUGCUGCAUCUGCACAAUGCUGCUGAGAGAGAGCUGCUGGUAGCAUAGAGGAAAUACAGCAAAGCUGGACAGUUGCACUGCAGCCCAGAGAAAAGUGCUAUGUAAUACCAGUAUAACUGGAAAGAUGAAGUUCUUUGCAGACCAACUGUUGAGUGUCAGCAGUUUGUGCUAGCAGAACUGCCAGUAAAACUGCCUUCCUCUCAAACAAGGCCAGUAACAAGAGCACACGGAGAGAGAGGUUUAUGGGGAUAUCUGUAGGGUGCUGGUGAGAAGGGCUCCCUCCUUGACUCUUAUACUGCUGUGCCUAUACAAACAGCCCCAAAGAUGCCUGCCCACCAUGGUCCCGAUGCCAUGUGCUUGGCCAUUGCUGGCCUUGUUUGAACUAGAAAGUUUUACUGGCAGAAGUUCUGCUAGCAUGUACUUAUAGACAUUGCUGUGUUGGCAGGAUGCACUCACGUUUGGCUGUUUUUAACGAUGCAAGAUGUCCUCAGAGCAUCAGGCUUUUAUCAGCAGAGAUGACAGCAUUAUGGAAGGCUAACCCAGAUUACCUCGUGCAAUGUUUGGUAGAUUGCCUUCUGGUAAUUUCUUGCAGCAUAUUGUGGAGCUGCUGUUGUAUACUGUGAGAUACCAUCAGUUACACCAUAAAAUCUGUGUAAAUAUUGGGUCAGAUUUUCAAAAAAUUUUCUGUCUUGUGCAAUAACCUAUUUUUACAUGUGCCGUUUUCCCAUAUUGCAGAUUUCCCAUUGCCAGAACCCCAGAUUGUAUCAAACAGCAUCACUCUCUUGUUCAUUUAGGGCAGAUGUAAGUAUUCCGUUCUUAUCUAAGGAGCAGCCUAAAGUAUCGGGUGGUGGGGACAAGUGGAACAUAAGAGACAAGGAAUGGCAGCUAACUAUUUGCAGUAAGUGUUAGCUAAACUACUUCACAAGAACAACUUGUAUUUUUGGGCCAUACUGUGAGCACUGGAAGAGAGAAUCAUUCAGGGUUGGAUGUUAAACUUGUGCCAGCAUAUCCACUCUGAUUUAGGAGCUGCUUAAUGAGGAGACAGGAGAACGAGGAGGUGCCAACUUUUUGGAAAGCUGUGCUGAUGUGGGCAUUUUGGCAUUACCUGGGGGGCUGUCUCCAGUGAGGUAUAUAAAGUUAAGUAUUUCCUGCUGCACGGUCUUUUCAUGCUGGGCAACAUACUGGAAACAAGAGAUGAACGUGAUACAGUGGACUUUGCUAGCUGUGGGUGAACAGAAAAUAAGGUUUGUAUCCAAUUCUGUCCUAUCUGUAGGAUAUGUAGAAUAUAUAGAUGGCUGGAAGAUACCUAGAGCUUAGAGACCAUAGGCAUGUGUGGAACCUGCAGAUCUGCAUAGAAAGCCACACAUGUAACCAGAGCACCUGCACAAUGACCCUAACACGGUAUGGACGUGUAGCACCUGUUGUUUGCAGGCAGGCAGCAUGCACCCAGUGAGUGCAGUGUGUUCUGGACACAUCCAUUUUAUCACACAUUCACAGAUACUCUGCUUAGCACAUGCACUGAAGAUCUGGCAUGCCUGUGUAUGUGCUGGGCAGCACAUGGGCUGAUACUUCUGUCUUAGAUUUCAUGGCUAUAAUUCAGAAAGAACAAUUUAUUGAAGACAUAUACUCACUCAUUUGGAACUGCUGUUCCUAAAAAUGCCCUUCCUACAUCAGCUACCUGCUUUUGGGGAGCUUCCUAAGGGGCUUUGCAUCUCAUUUUUGCUCUAGCCAUGUCUUCUUCCCCAAAAAACCAUUCUGAUUUAUCCUUUCCUUAGCAUCCUUCACCAUGGGCUUAUGUUGAUGAUGAGAGCAGCAUCCCAGCAUCCUCAACCCACCGCGGCGUGCCGCGCAUGCGCCCACGCAAGCGUCCCGGCGUCUGUGCACCCGCGUCGUCUCCGAGGGCAGCGAGUGGGGCGUCACGGCCGCAGCGGGUGCCGCCGUUCCCCGCUGCUGAGGAAGUCGAGCUUCAAAGAAUGGGAACAUGGAAAAGCCAGAGCCAUCCUACAGACUUCCAGUGUCGAAGCAGAAGACCAAUUCUGAGGUUAUAAAUGAAGCCAGAAGUGUUCUACGAACACUAAGAACUCAGAGGCCGUCUACACCUGCAGAGGUUCAGAGGAAACUUUUUGGAUCUGAAUCUUCACGAGCUCCUCAAAACAGACCACCUUCGGUUUUUAGUCUUCAUGCUUCCAGUUUUGAUUUGGCUGAAUCAAGACCUGCUUCUGGUGUUCGUCUUAGCCCAUUGGAUUAUAAGCCAAUACUAGUUAUUUCAUCUGAAGAUGAAGAUUCUUCUGUUUCCCUUCCAAAGCCUGCUGUGGAUGCUGCAGAGAUUAGAAAAGUCAGCAAUGCUCGGGCACAGUUAUUUCGAAGAACUUCUCAGGGAGAUGCCUUUCCUGCUAGCAUGGCUCCACUGGAUCACCAUGAAGAGAAGGUUGAUUGUGAAGCACCAGCUAUGAUGAGUAGUUUUCACAGAACUAAUGAUAACUGCUUAACAGAGCAAAGGGCGUACACAGCAUUUAAUGACAAAAGCGAGCAAUUAAUUUGUAAUGAGCACAGUGCUAAACCGGAAAGGGAAGAUGUUCUAAAAGGCACAGCAGGAAGACUUUUAUUUCAACUAACAGGUGAAAGUAACCAGAUGAAAAAACACGGCAUUGUUGAAUCACUGCCAAGGAGCAUAGGCUGGAAGAGAAGAUUAACAGGAUUAGAGGAUGACACGAGAGCAGAUGAAUCAGAAGAGGAAAAAAGCUUUUGGCAUGUGAAGGUCCUACCAAUUCUGCAUGAACUGGAAAGUGAAGACAAUGUAGAAAGUCUUUGUUUGGCUUGCACCAAACUCUAUCAAGUCUUGAAUGAAGGAAAUAUGCUUGGAAGAAGAUUUAAAAGAAGACGUAUGCUUCUGAGGACAUUAUAUAAACUUGUAGAAAUUGAUUCGGAUCCACUUUGUGUGAAGCUGGCAAAGAUUAUUCUGUCUAUGAAAGUGGAUGGAAAAAGUCUUCUCGGAGCUUGCAGGCUGGCAUUUAAAGUUUGCAGGAAUGGAAUGAAUGACUACCUCGUUCAAAACGAUACAUUACUAGAUUGUUUGUUGGAGGUCCUGAGAACUGAAGAUCUACAAAAAAACAAUGAAGCUCUCCUUUAUUGCUUGGGAGCUAUAAAAUUUAUGUCUGGAAAUGCAGUGUUCCUUAAUGAAAUGGUCAACAAAGGAGCAGUUGAAAUGUUGCUGCAAUUAUUGAAGCAGAUUAAUAAUAUAAAAGAAAACGACUCACAUUUCUCCAGCUUGGGCCACCUAUUAGUCCAGCUGACAGCUACUUUACGAAACUUGGCCGACUUACCUCAGGCAAGAUGCCAGCUCGUUUGCAGUGGUGCAGCCUCUGAGCUCUGUGUGGCGCUGGAGCAGCGUAUGAAUGACAAGGAUGUGUGCACCUACAUUGUCAGGAUUUUCAGCAAACUUUCUUCGUACGAUGACUUCUGUGCAGCUUUAGCAGACUGCUCCAGAUGUUACAUCUUAUUUUUAGCUCUACUAAACAAACACCAGCAGCAGCAGGAUUUGGUUAUCCGUAUCAUCUUUGUUCUUGGUAAUUUAACAGCAAAGAAUAACCAGGCCCGUGAGCAGUUUUUUAAAGAAGAAGGAAGUGUUAAUACCUUGAUGUCAUUAUUCCAAACCUACCACGAACUUGAUUUGAAUGAAGAGAAAUGGCAACAUGAAAGAGAAAGGGAAGAAAAAAAAAAUCCAAAGCAUCCUUCCAAAGCAGAAGAUGUUCUGAUAAAGCUGAUACGUGUUCUGGCCAAUCUGUCCGUUCAUCCCAGCGUAGGAGCAGCUCUGGCAGCUGCUCAUCAUGUUGUAGAAUUACUUGUUACAGUACUAGAAUACAAGUCAGUUGACGUCUGCGAGGAGUUGGUGAUCAAUACUGCAACAACAAUCAACAAUUUAGCUUUCUACAAAGUGAAGAGUUCUGCAGUUCAAGACAAGAAACUACGCAUUGCUGAAAUGCUUUUAAAGCUGUUGAUGAGCAACAGUAUGGAUGGAGUUGUGGAAGCUGUCAGAGUCUUUGGCAAUCUUUCCCAGGAUCAUGAGAUCUGUGAGUUCAUCGUACAGAAAAAGAUACACAAGUUUGUGAUUGCUUUACUUGAUGCCAAGAAUCAAGAUGUCUGUUUUUCUGCCUGUGGAGUCUUGCUCAAUCUCACAGUAAAUAAGGACAGACGAGCUCUUCUGAUGGAAGAAGGAGGAAUUGGGAAGUUAGUUGACUGCUUACGAGACUUUGGGCCAGCAGACUUGCAGCUGGCUUGUUUGAUAUGCAAAACCCUGUGGAACUACAGUGAAAACAUCACAAGUGCAGCCUCGUGCUUUGGAGAAGAUACUGACACAUUGCUGAUGCUGCUCACAUCACUCUUAGAUGAAGAGCUGGCAUUAGGCUACAGCCUCGACAGAGGGGACCACCACAAACUGUACUGGGAAACGGAGUUCAAACCUGUGGCAGAAAAACUUCUUGACAGAAUUCAGACCCAUCGCUCCUCCGUUUCCACUGCGAUCAUUGCUGCGUUUUAAUCUGUUUGGGGCUUUUUUUGUGAUGUAGAUUGUACAGUUAUAUUUUUCCAAUAUAUGUUGCCAUUGGUAAGCGUGUUGGACAGCACGGGAAGUUAAUGUUUAUAAAGUUGGUAAAGCCUAGUAUUUAUAUAAGGGAUGCUAUCUUUUAAAGGGGCUUGUCUGAAAUUUUUACAUGUGUAAUUACCUUUUAGAAUAUAUUUUGAGUUUCUCAAG